This is a messenger RNA of Dicrocoelium dendriticum, 744 nucleotides long. Lineage: Eukaryota; Metazoa; Platyhelminthes; Trematoda; Plagiorchiida; Dicrocoeliidae. The record is from the annotation of a GenBank genome assembly.
UGUGAACCCGAAAACGGAUGGGGAAGACCAAGAAUGGGGAGGUUGAACAAACGUGGAAUAAAGUGACUAAACGGUGUUACGGUAAAAGGUGGUUUGGCGGGUUCAGCCGCCAGUUCCUCAGCCGAGGCGAACCGUUCGAGAGAGUGAGAGCACGUAGAGCGAGCGAAGAAUUGCUGGAACAUGGGUACAUAGGUGAUGUGGGCAUGGUGCUUCCCGGUUUCCCAGGCCGAGGAUUUGGUACUGAGGAAAUAUUGCGCUUUUGUGACAUACUUGGCCAAGAUACUGCAAUGAACGGUAGCCAAAAUGUGGUCGGUGUCUGACCGUAUACUGCUUCGAAAGCUUCAUUGCUGCGACCCUACUGCGAAGAAGCGCAAUUUCGCCGAAUCGAGGGUCAGUUCGGGUUGACGACUCGGGAUAAGUGAGACACUCGUUUUUCAUCGCUGCGAAUACAUUACCGAAACUACCAGAUGUUUCCUGUGAAAAGCGUUCGAACGCAGCGUCAGCUGUGGUGGCUAGUUCUUUCAGGGGCAUCAUUUACGGCAACGGCUCUAAGUGACGUGCAAGCCAAAGCUUUGUUUACUCCAUCUGCGAUCAAUGCUGAUCAACGCGCUGAAUUUCGCGGAGCAAAAUUGACGACUUGGGAUUACCAAGCUUGAGAUCAUUGACCCGUUCCAAUAGAUCCCCUGCACUGGGUUGUGACUCCUUUAAAAUCGCCUGCUUCAUCAUUUCGUACUUUGUCUCCUU